Molecule: messenger RNA, 1215 nt
Organism: Aspergillus japonicus CBS 114.51
Lineage: Eukaryota; Fungi; Ascomycota; Eurotiomycetes; Eurotiales; Aspergillaceae
Product: cystathionine beta-lyase
Exons: 2
Coding region: 1-1215 (404 amino acids)
Biological process (GO): transsulfuration
Cellular component (GO): cytoplasm
Molecular function (GO): carbon-sulfur lyase activity; pyridoxal phosphate binding
Source: RefSeq, a predicted model, not a curated record
AUGGCAAAGACGACGCAGGCCAUCCACGCCGACGACAAAUUCAGCGCGCACCGCGCCAUCGCCCCCGCGAUGCACGUAGCAGUAACCUACCGGUACGCGCGGGACCCGGCGCACCUCAUUCCCCUGGAGAACCAAGACCCCAACGCCCCGCACGACUCGCACAUCUACGCGCGCUACUCCGCCCCAAACACGACGCGCCUCGAGCACGUCCUGCAACACAUCUUCCACCCCGGCGCCGGGAUCCUCACCUACAGCACGGGACUCGCCGCCUUCCACGCGAUCCUCGUCCUCCUGCAGCCCGCCCGGAUCUUCCUCGGCGACGGCUACCACGGCGUGCACGCGGUGAUCGAUCUCGUGUCGCGCCUGAGCGACGGCCGAAAGUGCCAGAAGCUCUCUUGGGAGGCGAUGCAGCUUCUCCAGCCGGGCGACAUCGUCCACGUGGAGACGCCGGUCAACCCGACGGGCGAGGCGCGCGAUCUAGCGGCGUACGCGGCGCGGGCCCGUGCCGCUGGCGCGUAUCUGACGGUCGACUCGACGCUGGCGCCGCCGCCGUUGCAGGAUGCGAUUGCCCUGGGGGCGGAUCUUGUCAUGCAUAGUGCUACGAAGUAUUUGGGGGGGCAUUCGGAUAUGCUGGGGGGUGUGGUGGUGGUGCAUCCGGCGCGGGUGGCGGAGGGGUGGAUGGAGCGGUUGGAGGCGGAGCGGAUGGUGCUGGGGGCGGUUAUGGGGAGCUUGGAGGGGUGGUUGGGGUUGCGGUCGGUGCGGACGUUGGAGUUGCGUGUGCGUAGGCAGGCGGAGACCGCGGAGAGGUUGGUGGCGUGGUUGGUUGGGGAGGUGCAGCGCGGUGCUGGGGUGGUUGGGCAGGUUGUGCGGAGUGUGCGGCAUGCGUCGCUGCAGGUGGAGGAUUUAGGGGGCGAGGAUGGGUGGUUGCGGCGUCAGAUGCCUGCUGGGUUCGGGCCGGUGUUCGCCAUCUGGGCGCGCACGCCGGCGCUGGCGAGGCGGUUGCCGUCGAAGAUGGGUGUGUUUCAGCAUGCCACGAGUCUGGGCGAUGUGGAGAGUUUGAUUGAGUGGAGGGCCAUGAGCGAUAGUCGUUGUGAUGAGCGGCUGCUGCGCGUGAGUUGUGGGUUGGAGGAUGUCGAGGACUUGAAGCACGAUUUCGUGCAGGCUUGUCGCGCGGUUCUGUCUGAAGACAGUGCAGAUGGUUGUGUGGAGGUCUAA